AUGGAGUCUCUAGUUUGUGUUUUUGCUCUCUCAAUAUUUUAUGUGACGCUUGUGUCGUCACAUACCGUUUCUAAUGUUUCUGAAGGUAUUAGACUUGAAGAUACCAACAACGAUAUAGUACCAACAAUAGUGGUAGAUAAGUAUGGUUAUGGUAACUUUAAAACGAUACAGUCGGCCAUCGACUCCGUUCCCUUCGGUAGGAACUACUGGACCAAAAUUUACGUUCGACAAGGACUUUACCAUGAAAAGGUUACAAUUCCGAGAUAUAAGACGAAAAUACAAUUGGAAGGAUAUAGAUCGUCGCAGACGAUAGUUCAGUAUAACGAUGCAGGGUCCUCCGUUAACAGCGCUACUCUCACAGUGUUAGCUGAGUUCUUCGUCGCGACAAAUAUAACAUUUAAGAAUACUUAUAAUCAGGAAAAGCCUUUGACACCGUAUGGCGAGAUAAGAGUGGCUCCAGCAGUUUUGUUAGCAGCAGACAAGGCAGCCUUCUAUGGUUGUGUAUUUGUAAGUAUGCAAGACACACUUGGUGACUUAGUCGGCCGUCACUUCUUCAGACUAUGUUACAUCAAAGGAGCUAUUGAUUUUAUUUGGGGAGGAGGCCAAUCUUUAUACCAAAGUUGUACAAUAGAGGUAAAGGGAGUAACAACGGCGAGUAAUGAUGAGGCGGACGGAGGAUUGAUUGCGGGUUACAUAACAGCGCAAGGAAGGGCGAGCGAGCAGGAUACAAGUGGGUUUGUGUUUAGGGGAUGCAAAAUUUUAGGAAGUGGUAAGGCAUUCCUAGGAAGAGCUUAUGGAAGCCACUCGCGGGUUUUGUUUGUCCAUACAAACAUGGCUGAUGUUAUUGUUCCUCAAGGCUGGGAUAUUUGGACAGAUCCAAAACAAGUGAGUACGACAACGUUUGGGGAGGUAAAUUGCUAUGGUCCGGGAGCAAACAAGAAAAGAAGAGUGGCGUGGGAGAAGAAGCUCUCGUAUCAAGAUGUGGCAUACUUUGUAAACCGUACGACCUUUAUAAACAAAGAGGGUUGGAUAGAGAGUCUUCCUCCACAUAUAUUAACCCUUUCGCCAUCGUCUAGUCCAGAUGAUAAUUCAUUUGUUUGAACCAAAAAAAUGUUAUGUUUGCUAAAUGUACUAAAAUCAGAUUGUUUAAUAUAAAAGUGUUUUAAUUCUAAAA
Capsella rubella is the source of this 1174-nucleotide messenger RNA. Its product is annotated as probable pectinesterase 29. Bases 1 to 1101 code for a protein of 366 amino acids. Gene Ontology annotation, molecular function: pectinesterase activity. The record is from RefSeq and is a predicted model, not a curated record. Lineage: Eukaryota; Viridiplantae; Streptophyta; Magnoliopsida; Brassicales; Brassicaceae. The transcript is spliced from 5 exons. Gene Ontology annotation, biological process: cell wall modification.